GCUAGGGUUGAACAAAAAAAAACAUCUCUUUAAAACUGUUCAGCUUUUCUUUUGCCAACCCCCUUCGGGUUGGGAGCGGGACAGGCUAGAAGAUGCUAAGGGGUCGAGAAUGCACUGAGCAGCGAUUGGUGGUGAUGGUGGCGGGUAGUGUUGGUGGUUUAUCGCGCUCCACACACACUCAUACAUCGAUCAGAGCCAUUGAGUGCGCUCUCGCGCGCGCCUGUUGUCUCUCAGCUUCACCAACCAGUGUACUAAUGUGAGCCUUCCGGAGCGGAUGCGCCGCACGGUGGUACGGUAAAGGUGCUAUUGCGUUUCUCCAGAACCGCGUCUGCUGUCGUCAGCAAGGUAUUUUCUAAGCCGCUUCGAGCAGAACUGCAUACAAACCUGUACUAAACCCAGUGUUUGUGCUAGUGUGUGUGUGUGUGUGUGUGUUGAGUGUUACGGAUUUGUUAUUAUUAUUGUGUGGUGUGUAUGUAGUGUAAAUCGCUUGCAAACCAGUGCGCGAAAGCAGAGCAACAUGUCGACGCUGCUGAAUUUGGACAGCUAUCGGCAUGAGCUGUACGAGCAACAACAGCUGCUGGGCACGUCCCCGAUCCAGUACACCGUCCUGUCGAUGGACACACCGUCGCCGUCGUCGUCGUCGUCGGCAGCAGCAGCAGUGGUCAGUGUUGGAGAGUUUACGCUCGGCCCGGGUCGCACCUAUGCCAGUGCGCUUUCGCCAUCGUCAUCGUCCGCAUCGCCAUCGUCACCGUCGUCGGUCGCAUCGCCCAACAGCCGGGCGAGCAACAUGUCCCCGGAGUCCAGUGCCAGCGAUCAGAGUGCUUCCUAUACGCUGCAAAACCUGAACCUUUCCAGUAGCGCCGGCACGAUGAACUAUCCUGGCAUGGGUUAUCAGCAGCAGCAGCAGCAGCAGCAGCACCAACAACAUCAACAUCAACAGCAACAUCAACAACUUCAACAGCAGCAGCAUCACUAUUACACACCGCAGCUGCUGAAUCUCGACCAGGAGCAUCUGCAAGCGCAAACCUUCACCUACGUCACAUCGUCGAACGAAGCGUUUGCCGCACCGGAACCGAACUACAGCGAGCCGCAUCUGGUGAUCCUGGAGCAGCCGGUGGACAAGUUUCGCUUCCGCUACCAGUCGGAGAUGCACGGGACGCACGGUUCGCUGAUGGGCAGCCGGACGGAGAAGUCGAAGAAAACGUUCCCGACCGUUGAGCUGCGUGGGUACAGUGGGGAGGCGAAGGUGCGCUGCUCCCUCUAUCAGGUGGAUCCGCAACGGCGCGCCCCACAUUCGCACCAUCUGGUGAUCAAGUCCGGCGAGCUGGAUCUGAUCGAUCCGCACGAUCUGGAUGUGGGUGGCGCGGGUGCGGCUGAACCUUCCGAGGGUGUGGGCGGGGACGGCAAGUAUGUGGCCACCUUCCAGGGUAUGGGCAUCAUACACACGGCGAAGAAGUUCAUCGCCGAGGAGCUGUACAAGAAGCUGCGCAAGCAUCGGCUGUGCGAGCUGAACCGGGAGCCGACCGAGCGCGAGGAGCAGCAGAUGCAGAAGGAGGCGGCCGUCAUGGCGCGCACGAUGAACCUCAAUCAGGUGUGCCUGUGCUUCCGGGCGUACCGGGUGGAGGCGGGUACGGGCCGCUGGGUCCCGAUCUGUGAGCCGGUCUACACGAACCCCAUCAACAAUAUGAAAAGUGCACUUACGGGCGAGCUGAAGAUCUGCCGGCUCAGCACCACCGUCAGCGGGGUGGACGGUGGCGAGGAGGUGUUUAUGUUUGUCGAAAAGGUGUGCAAAAAUAACAUCAAGAUUCGGUUCUACGAGCUGGACGAGUACGACCAGGAGGUGUGGCAGGAGAUGGCCAUCUUUUCCGAGGCGGACGUCCAUCACCAGUAUGCGAUCGCGUUCAAGACGCCACCGUACCGGCACAAGGACAUUACCGAGCCGGUCGAGGUGCUGAUGCAGCUGUUCCGGCCGCGCGACCGGUGCCAGAGCGAGCCGGUACUGUUCAAGUACAAACCGCGGCCCGGCAUGAUGGUGGUGCCGGGGGCUGGUGCUGCCAGUGGUGCGUCGCGCAAGCGGCUCCGCAUCAGCUCGGGCAAUGUGUCGUCCGAAAUUCCCACCGUCAUCCUGAACGACCCGAACGGGCCUGUUGGACCCGCUGGAGUAGGUGGUGGUGGUGGAGGAGGAGGUGGUGGCGGUGGUGGUGGUGGUGCUAUUGGUUCAGGAUCAACUACACGACUACCGCCCCUGCAUCAACCAUUUCCAAUGCUGGCCAAUCAUGCUGGCGGCGGUGCCAUUCCGGAAGGUCAAGAACCAACGUCGACCACAUCGCUCACGACCUCAGCGCAUCAUCCGGACAUUAUGAGCGGCAUCGGUUCCACCACCACCAUCUCCAAGGAGCUAACGAAGGCCAGCAUUAUCCAGGAGAUACUGAACAUUCCGACAACGAUCGCGUCCGACGUAGCGUUCGACUCGAGCGACUUUCCCUGCAACUCGGAAGAGUUCAACAAACUCAUCCAAGAGAUCGGCAAUCAGCAGGAUCUGGUCAAGCUGGAGACGGACGCAGAAACGGCUGGCAGCGGCGCCACCGAUACGGAAAGUGUGCUGGGACGGGCGAUUGCCGAUCUGGUCGCGUCCGGGGACGAUUCGCGGCAGGGCGAAAUGUUGCGCAAGCUGCUCGCCCUGAUCAAACUGUUCGCCGGGGACGUGAAUCGCUCGCGGCAGCUGCUGGCCUCCCACUGGACCGCUGCCAAUCAGCAGCAGCUCAAUUGCCUCCACGCUGCAAUCCGACGCAACGAUACGACGAUCGCCUGCAAGCUGAUCGAGCUGCUGCACGAGUACCAGCUGGCGGAGGAGCUGCUCGAUCUGCCGAACGAUCGCAACGAAACCGGCCUCCAUCUGGCCGUGUCGUGCAACAGCGAGCCGAUCGUGAAGGCGCUGCUGGCGGCCGGCGCAAAGCUGCACUUCUGCGACUACCGUGGCAACACGCCCCUGCACCGGGCAGUCGUCGAGAAUGUGCCCGAUAUGGUGCGGCUGCUGCUGCUGCAGCAGCGGCCCGGCCAGCCGGGAGGUUUGCGGCUCGACUGCACCAACGACGACGGGUUGACCGCGUUGCAGGCGGCCGUGUAUGCUCGAAAUUUGAAGAUCACGCGCAUCCUGCUGGAGGCGGGAGCGUCGGUGCGCGAGAAGGACCUCAAGCACGGCAACAACAUCCUUCACAUUGCGGUCGACAAUGAUGCGCUCGAUAUCGUGCACUACAUACUGGAGGAGGUGAAGGAGGAGCUCGGUCGGGAGCGGAACAAUGCUGGCUACACGCCGCUGCAGCUGGCCGACGCGAAGAGCCACACCGGGCAGGGCAACAACAAGCUGAUCGUGCGGGAACUGUUGCGCCACUACCCGGAUGGGUUGCAGAAGGAGGUAAAGAAGGAGAUUGAUGCCACAGAAGACGACGAGGAGGAAGAGGAGGAAGAGGAGGAGGAAGACGAGGAUGAGGAAGGGGAGGAGCAGGAGCAGAGGGAAGCAUCGGCACCGUCCAGCAACGUGCUCGAUUCGAUGGAUCUGAUCAACGGUGAGCGGGCAACCGUUGCGCGACUGCUGGAUGAGCAUGAGCCGGAAGCGGAACCGCAGCGUAAAGCCACCAAGCGGUCGGACAGUGGCCCGGCUCGAACCGAACCCGACACGCUGCUCGACGAGCAGUGCCUGGAGGAGCUGUGCCGGCUGCUGGACGCGGGCAAUGGCUGGCGCGAGCUCGGUUCGCUGCUCGACUUUCACUCAUUCUUUACCGUGUGGGAGCAGGCGCCCAGCCCGGCACGGAUGUUGCUCGGGUAUUUCGAGAUGCAGCAGCUCCACCUGGACCGGCUGAUCGAUAUGCUGCGCGUGCUGGAGCUGCGCGACCCCAUCCGCAGCAUCGACGAGAUGAUCUGCCGGCGGAUGAAGUGAUACGCAUUGCGCGAUGAUGAUUGUUGUUGUGAUUUGCCUCCUUUGGUUGGUUUGGAAGCAUCGGUAGGACAGCCUGUGGCGGAGUUUUUGUUUUGUAGCAACACACCAACACACUAUUUUACGCUUUUACUGUACCUUUUUUUUGCUACAUUUUACGUACAACUACAUCCCAGAUACAUCCGAGAUAUACACUCUUGGAAAAAAAAACCGAGUCGACCUGUUCAAUCCAAUCGUGGUGGCGGUGGUGGUGAUAUCACGCGUUGCUCCCGCCAGCAUUACUGCAAACGUGACCGGGAAGAAUUGCAUUGCGGUGUGCUGCGCGGACAGUUGAUGACACGGUGGCGUUCGGUGGCGCUUGCGGGGAGAG
Anopheles merus is the source of this 4304-nucleotide messenger RNA. RefSeq names its product nuclear factor NF-kappa-B p100 subunit-like. Gene Ontology annotation, molecular function: DNA-binding transcription factor activity; DNA binding; transcription factor binding. Lineage: Eukaryota; Metazoa; Arthropoda; Insecta; Diptera; Culicidae. Gene Ontology annotation, biological process: regulation of transcription by RNA polymerase II; positive regulation of cell differentiation. The transcript has 10 exons. The record is from RefSeq and is a predicted model, not a curated record. Gene Ontology annotation, cellular component: cytoplasm. The coding region runs from base 518 to 3937 and encodes 1139 amino acids.